AUGACGGUUCCUGAAGGGAUUCCUCUGCUUCUGCUUGUUCUUCUUAUGGUCUCAUGCACCGGCUCAAAGGAAAAGCUAAUAAUUGUGCCUGAAAAAGCAGAAGAAAUUAAUGAAGGAUCAUGUGUGACCAUCCCCUGUGCUUACAAAAAAGAAAAUGACGAAACAUCUACACUGUUGUGGUUUAAAGAUCCAAAAUAUGAUGACAAGUCAAAAAUGUAUAUCGGGACUAUUGUAUACAGUAACACAGAGGAACGUCCCCAGUCAUCAAAUUACUCCAGCAGAGCUGAAUACAUCACCAAUGAAACAUCACUGAAGCAGCAAACACAGCAGAAUAACAACUGGAUAAAAUGUGAUUUAAGAAUCACCGAUCUUCAAAAGACAGACAGUGGGAAAUACAUGUUUAGAUUUAUUUAUUCCAAGAGUAAGUUCAUGAGUGAUGCUCUGACUCUCACGGUUACAGACAAUCCUUGUAAGGUGCACAUUGAACCAUCAGAGCAGAAAAAUCCACUCCAAGAGUCAGAAGAAUUGACUGUUCGCUGUUCCACAUCUGGUUCCUGUGAUUCUUAUCCUGAAUGGCUCAUCCACACAUCAGGACAAAAGCAAGAGUGGAUUUCCUCCUUGUCAACUGAUAUGAUCAGACUGACUGAAGAGGAAGGAGGAGACAGAAAGGUCACCAAAUUAAAGCUCAAUGUGACAUGGAAAGAUGACAACCGCACUCUGUCUUGUCGUCCAGCGAAGAGUGAGGACAGCUGCCAGAUCAGAAAUAUCACACUGUCUGUGGAAUAUGCUCCUAAAGACACAAAGGCAACCGUGAGCUCUGAAGAUGUAAAGGAGGGAGAUUCAGUCACUCUCUCCUGCAGCAGCGCAGGACGCCCUGAUGUCAGCUUCACAUGGUUCAGAAACGAGAAAACAGAAAAAACUCAACAAAUGUCUGUCUGGAAACUAAUUAAUGUGAAACAGGAAGACAGUGGAGAAUAUUACUGUGAAGCUAAAAACAUGCUUGGAGAAAAGAAAUCAAAUAUCAUUCAAAUUGAUGUGAAGUACGGUCCACAAGGCGUCACAGUUCAUCCUCUGGUCAGUGUUAAAGAUCUCAAAGAGGGAGACCAACUAAAACUCAAGUGUUCAGUCCAGAAAAGUAACCCAACAGUCGAUCAGUUUACAUGGUACAAAAAUUCCCAAGCCCUGUAUAAAACCGGCGAGACACUCAUCAUCAGUGAAGUUACUGCAGAGGACAGAGGAUCUUACUAUUGCCAGGCUGAUAAUGGGAUAAAAACUGUAAGAUCAGGUGACCUCUGGGUUUCUGUAAUGUAUUCACCAAGAAACAUCAAAAUCGAGGGCUCUGCCUCUGUAAAAGUGGGCACUCCACUGACUUUGACGUGCUCAGCUGAUGCUAACCCUUCGUCACACAUGUACACAUGGAAGCACAAACCUGGACUGUCUUCUUUCCCGUUAUCAAUAAAAACUGGACAGUUAAACAUUGAGAAAGUGACCAUUCAACAUGCAGGGCAGUACACAUGUGAUGUUACCAACACCAUUGGCACAAGAUCACGCACCAUUACAGUUGGUGUGCUUUAUCCUCCAUCUAAUCUCAGUUUGAUGAUGAAGGAGGAAGUGAGAGAAUUUGAAGUGAUCUCCGUUAUCUGCUCGGUUCAAAGCUUUCCUGACUCACAGCUCACAGUGACAGGACCUCGGGGUGAUCUGAGAUCUGUGAAGAAUCGAGUGAACAUCACUGCAUCUGCAAACAUGUUGACUCUCUACUUCAAUGUCUCUGAGUCAGAUGCAGGGAUGUACACAUGCAAAGCAGGAAAUUCAGAAGGAAAUUCAGAAAUUAAACGAGAGCUAAUUGUGUUCCGUAAGUAA
Messenger RNA from Carassius auratus (goldfish), 1860 nucleotides. Its product is annotated as B-cell receptor CD22-like. The record is from RefSeq and is a predicted model, not a curated record. Lineage: Eukaryota; Metazoa; Chordata; Actinopteri; Cypriniformes; Cyprinidae. The coding region runs from base 1 to 1860 and encodes 619 amino acids. The transcript has 7 exons.